This is a messenger RNA of Aspergillus calidoustus, 2454 nucleotides long. The record is from the annotation of a GenBank genome assembly. NCBI's taxonomy places the organism in Eukaryota, Fungi, Ascomycota, Eurotiomycetes, Eurotiales, Aspergillaceae.
AUGACGCCAGACUCCCCAGAUGAGGCUUUUCACUUCCGUGGCAAGACCUUGACUCCCGAGAGCCCCCGCCCAGUACACGUCGCGGAGCCUGCCAAUAUCCCAGUGCUGCAGAAUCAGAUGGACCCUGUGUUCAACGAUACCUCGACUUACCAGAAAGCCGAGUCUGUUUACGAAAAUGCCUACCAUGUACCCCAGAAUGGGCAUUACACAACGGGGGGUGAAGUGAGGGGAAAUCCAGGUCCUGUACAGGAUGGUCAGGAACAACGGCCACUCCAUCUACAUCAACAAGAUCCUAGCUUCCUCCCAGCCCAUCCUCUCCCCGGUGCCCCUCCAUCUUCUUCCCAUGCUCCUCGCGACGCUUCCUUCGCGAACGAGGUAGAUCACCCGAUCACAAACUUGCAAACCCAAGCAGCGCUACAUGGUCGACUAGACGCAGAACACAAACAUGAAGACAGCAGUGCCGGGAAUGGCGUUGACUUUCAGAAUCUCCUUGAUAAUCUCCCGUCUUCUACAGCUGCGUCUGCCCUUCCGGUGCCUGGAAACACCAUAUCCGCUGGCGACCCUCCUACCUCCCCUCAAGCUGCCGCUGGUGAAGCGUCUCAGUUUUCCCUUGGUCUACCUCCGCGCCCUCCCCCGCAGGCGAAGCCCUCCAUCCACCCCAACUACAAUCCCAGUGAUGAUAUUCGCUCCUAUCAUCAACUUCCUACCCAGACCUCCCCUAGCUCCUCCAACCCCUACGCGUCUCAGCAGAGUAAUUACCAGUCUACCCUUGGGCCCACUGCGUUAUCACCAGCUGUCGCGCCUGGGACAUCUUUAGUUGCCGUGGAGACUCAAGAUGCGUCGCCGGCAACCCAAAAGAAUGGCCCUGUUGACAGGCAACCAGCUCGCUCCGAUGAAGACACGCCUUGGGGUCCAGAUGUUCAGAAGAAAUACGACGAAUUUCUGCGUGAUGAGAGGGUAUAUGUCACCGAAGGUCUAUGGGACCGCUUCCCCUAUGGGUCGAGAUUGUUUGUCGGCAAUCUACCCACGGAAAGAGUAACCAAACGAGAUCUAUUUCAUAUCUUUCACAGCUACGGGAAGCUGGCACAGAUAUCAAUCAAGCAAGCCUACGGUUUUAUCCAGUUUUUGGAGGCGUCGUCCUGUAAACGAGCCCUCGAAGGCGAACAAGGAGCCGUCGUGAGGGGACGCAAAGUCCAUCUUGAGAUCUCCAAACCGCAGCGAAAUACCAGACCAGCACCGCCACCAUCGGAAGCACCACGCGCCCCGCCCCCUCGUCGCUCGAGAUCACCAGAUUAUAGUCGAGGCGGAGCCCCAAACAAUCGUUCCGCAAGAGCUUCUGGGGAACGGUUUGACAGAUCGCACGAACCAGGAAGGCUGCCUUUCAGCGACUUUCGGGAUGAACCUACCCACCGUAGGCGAGAUGAUUAUCGCCCCUCUCCACGGUCACCGUCUCCCCGCAGCUAUCGCCCACGGGAAGGGUAUCGGUCACGAGAUCGGACUCCAGAGCGGUUUGACCGGCGAGGGGUGCGACGCUCACGUUCGCCAUAUGGACGAGAGAGAAGGUACCGAAGUCCAAGUCCUCGUGGCCGCUCGUCAUAUGAUGAUGAUGCGGACCUACCUGUUCCCAGGAGGGUCGGGAGAGAUGUGCCAGACGUUCAGAUACUUGUCUUGGAGGAGCUGGAUCGCAACUUUGUGUAUCACGUAGAGAGCAGCUUCCGAAAUCGAGGUCUGCGGGUUGAUGUACUCGCGCUAGGACCACGGAUUCCUCUCGAUGCUGCAGUCAAACGCCAGGUAUCUGAAGGAGUGCUUGCCGUUGUGAGACUUUCGCGGCCUAGUCAAUUCUCUAGGAAGCUUCCACUACAGGUAUUCGACCGAAGUGCUGGCAAGGACAAUGUUCGCUCAAGCGAGUACCCAGAUCUUGAGCCUAGCAUUGCCGCGGAGAUUGUCUUCCAGGCGCAAGCGCUGCAGCGGAACGCCCCCGGCGUUCCUUUCGCCCCCUCUACUUAUGGAGUUCCUCCGAUACCCUCUGUGCAAAUGCCCCCUGCUGUACAACCUCCACUAGCAGCUCAACCCAAUCUCGCAAAUGCUAUCUCGACUCUCGACGGGCCCGCUUUGCAGUCACUCAUAGCUGCACUUCAGCAACCGCGACAACCUGCAAUCCCGACCGCACAGCCAUCUUUUCCUGCACCCGCAAAUCCUCUACCGACUCCGGAUCUUGCGAGUCUUUUGAGUGCUGCUACUCGACAACCUAUUCCACCUAAUGCAGCGCAGCAAUCACUUCACCAGCAAUCCCAACCUUUUCCGCAACAAGGACCAACUGGCGCAGCCAUAUCUGACCCCAAUCUACUUUCACUCUUGGCGAAAGGCCUCGGGGGCCUUCAGCCGCAGAGCCAUGCUGCACUCCCCCCACAUGUGCAGAACAUCAUGAGCCAACUAGGGAAAUGGAAGCCCUGA